This is a messenger RNA of Pecten maximus, 1025 nucleotides long. RefSeq names its product multiple epidermal growth factor-like domains protein 9. The record is from RefSeq and is a predicted model, not a curated record. The transcript has 3 exons. NCBI's taxonomy places the organism in Eukaryota, Metazoa, Mollusca, Bivalvia, Pectinida, Pectinidae. The annotation marks the transcript as partial.
AGGAGGAGUUCCUGUACUGUGAUAGAUGCAAGCAGGGAUAUGCUGGGAAUCUAUGUCACAAGUGUUCUCCGGGUUAUUUCCGUCAUGGAACCUCAGACAGAUGUAGACCAUGUGCCUGCAGAGGGAACAGUGACAAAUGCAAUCCAUAUACAGGAGAGUGCAUUGACUGCCGACAUAACACAACAGGAUUUUCCUGCGAUAAGUGUAAGAAAGACUAUCAAGGGGAUCCUGCUAUUUUCAAAAACUGCACACACAAAGAUGACCUGAAGCCGAAGUCUCCUACUCACACUCUCGUGAUUGCAUUAGUGUGCGUAAUAGUGGUCCUUGUCAUCUUGGCGAUCGUAGGAAUAAUCAUUUACAGGAAAUGGAAGGAACAUCCAGCAGCUAAACCCUUCUGGACAGUUGAGCUUCAGGAUGACCAUGAAGGCGUCAAUUUCAGUACCGUUCCUGAAGACGACCUUCAAAAUCAUGUUGAAGAUAUGAACUUCUAUGAAAAACAAAAGUCCAAACGAGGGAAACAGAAAUAUUCUCCUCUUAGAGAAGAUCUAUAAAUUUUUUUCUACCUGUCUGGAACAAUAUGAUGAGGUACCUUACUGCCUCUCCUGAACUUAUAAUUAAACAGUAAUCUAGUCAGCCUAUCAGGUCCAACCACACUAAAGGAGGGAACCACAUUUCAUCCUUUCUCCUUGUCAAUCUAUGGAUCACCUUGUCAGAGACAUUCUUCGAGUAGUCUUUCAUCUGUAACUGUCGGAUUUCAUCUGUGGAUAUUUUUUAGUUGGGUAAGCCAAUACAACCAGAGUUAUGGCCCUUAGUUAACUUUGUGUCAUAUUGUCUGGAGAUAUUGUGUACACUUUCAGGGUACAUGCAUAUUUUUGUACACUGUAUCUUCUUCCUUUGUUACUUUGUGUCUCUUUGGGUAGCUGAGUGUCUGCAUUAAUUAUACAUAUAUAGGUUGCCAUUUAAAAAAAUGAUUUGGAAAUAUGACAAAUUCUAAAAUCUUGAAAUAUUUUUGUGUGAAAAAAGUC